UGUGGUGCAGUUUAUUAAUUUAAAACUGCUACGCGUUUUUUUUGUAUAUGGGUGAUAGUUUUUGUUGACUUGUUUGUAUUCUAUUUGAUGGGACUUAUAUAGGACACGUCAACUUGAUAUUCGUAAAUGUUUUUCCAUAGCGUCAUGCCAACGUUGACCACAAGCAAGCCUUUACGAGACCAACAAGUAACGUCAUCAUUUACGGAAACCCUGAACACAAUGCUCCUUGAGGACGACCUAGAGACCGGGGAUGAGGCCACUGAUGACGUCAAUGAUGACGUCAACGAUGACGCCAGUCACGGGAAUCUGGAAUCGGCGUCGACUAAGAGUAAGAAGUCGAGGAAGCGCCAGAAGGGACUGGAUGAGAACGGUGAGAAACCGCCGCCAAAGAAACGAGGUCCAAAGAAGAAGAAAAUGACUAAAGCAAGGGUUCAAAAAUUCAAGAUGAGACGUGUGAAAGCAAAUACCCGGGAGCGGAAUCGCAUGCAUGGGUUGAACGACGCACUCGAUCGCCUUCGACGGGUCGUCCCUUGUUAUUCCAAAACGCAAAAACUAUCAAAGAUUGAAACGCUACGAUUGGCAAAGAACUACAUCACUGCGUUGGCUGAUAUCCUGAAAACAGGUUCAGUGCCAGACACGGUUGCCUUUGCGCAGACGCUGUCCAAAGGGCUUUCCCAGCCGACAACGAACCUCGUAGCGGGCGCUAUGCAGCUCAACCCUCGUACUUUGCUACCAGAGGAGAACCGGAGCAGCUACAGUGUCUGGCCACAGAGGGCGCAAUACGAUUCGUCAUACUACGAUGGGAACGGAUGUAGUUACGCUGAAGGGACUAGUUCCGUCGAUGAGAACUACAACACGGCUAACUUCCCCGGGCCGGAUAUCACAAGGAUACCACAAGAUGAGAGCAUGUACGGAGAUACUAUGUCUAAUGGAUACGGGCGCCAUUUUGAAAAUAUGCCCGCUGCAAACGGCCCUCUGCCGACCAGAAAUACAAACUAUCACUGCCAAUACAUCACCCACCAAAGCCACACACAGCAGCAGCAUCAAACACACCCCCAUGCAAGAAUGGACUGCGCUAACGAACCACCAACUGAUGACGUCAGCUAUCCAGCCAUUGGGUACACGUCACAAAAUACCCGGAUGUACGCUUACGGAAGUCCUGUUGGGGCUUCUGGAAAUGGCGGACAAGGGGGCACUAUGGGUAAUAUUUAUUCCCCUGGCGGUGACCAUUACGUUUCAUCAACAAUUUGUGACAAAGAUCUGGAUAUACUUGGGUGUGGAACAAACAUAUUUCAUGGAUGAGUUUUGUGUUUUAUUAUUGCAAGUUAUUAUCCGAACUUUAUGGACAAAAUUAUUAGCAACUUCACUAAUUUAUUUGAAAAUUCCAGUUAAACUGAUGAGCCUUACAGUAUUAAAUGUUGAAAGAAUGGAUUACUCCAUCAUCAGAGCUUAUUGUCCUCUUGCAAAAAACGAAAACAGAACGAGGAAAAGUUACGUUGGCGGCAGGGUGUUUUGGGUUAAUUAAAUCCAAGCCAAUGCCUUACUUGGUAAUGAGCACUGGAGAGUUGUUGGUAACAAUUAUAAACAUUAAUUUAUAACAAUGAAAGACUUUCGGGACGCUUGGAGGCAGCAGACUAACCAUGUAAAAUCCAUUGUUCUCGGGAAUGUGCGCAUGAUCAGAACUACGUCAACAGUUGCAAUUUACCCGGUUAAUUCUGCUGCCACCUAGCGUUCCAAAAUCUCCCAUUGCUUUGACAAUAUUAUUUGAAUUACAUUUUGACUUCCUGAAAACAAGAAGUGCAAUUUUGACAAACGUUUUCAAUCAAUAAUUUUUGCCUUUUACUGACGCGAUUUUAGAGGUUUCCUAACUAACACUUACUCCCGAUUGGUAACUGUAUCCAAGCAUCUCGACGAUCGUUAGUAUUUCUGUUGUCUUAGCCCUCAUUUGGGGUUAUUCCUCCAGUGAGGAGCCGUUAAAAUGCAACGCCCCCUUACGUUCGUUAUCAGCACAUAACUGACGAGCUUUUUUUUGCCCUUAUUUCAAAGAUUUUGUAUAUCUGACUGUGUUGUUUGCAGGGUACAGGUAUGUCUUGGAUCAAUUUAUAAGCUGAUUUGUUUGUUUGAUUAAUCAUUUCAGUUUUAUAAUUUGGUUUAAUCUAUUGGCAACUGUUGUUAAACAAAUUUUGUACUCGAAAGAUGCUGUAGAGUUUUGUCCUACCCUCCUUAACCGACCCAUGUUAAUUGACACCCCUCUAGUACAAGUUGCAAGUUGCAAUUACGUGUCCCUAACGCUAUUUCAAGCUUCCAUUAAACAGUACAUUACAAUGGGGGGACUUUUUGACGCUAGGUGGCAGCAGACUAACCUGGUAAAUCAUUAUUGAUCUUGGUUAUCUGUGCGUAGUCAGAACCAAGUAAAACAUAGAAAAGUACCUGAGACGAACUUUCAGUGAUGACUUUUCAGUGUUGCCACGGUGAUUUGUGUUAUGCAGCACACUUUGCGUAGCCCUUUAAGAUUGAUGCAGAGAUAUGGUCAAUAACUCUUUGUGAAACCGAGCCCUGGUAAGUCUGCUGCCACCUAGCGUUCUAAAGUUCCCAAUAAAAAGUACUUUUCAAUGUAUAUAAUGUAUUUUUGUGGAGAAAAGGUACAACUAUUUUGUAGAUAUUUUCUAUUAACACAUAAACAUUCCGGCUAUUCUUACUAAACAAAACGGGAACCUUUAAGGUUUAAGGGAACCCCACAAACAAAAUAAUUGUCAUUCUAUCAAUUUCAACUUUAUAAUCUUGACACUUUAUUAACAAAAUGGUGGUGAUUUGACAAGAAACUUUUAUGGUAAAGUGCAAUAUUUUAUAGAAUAUUUAUCAUGAAAUAAAACAACAAAAAUGUUUUAAUUUUACCGACUGUGGACUCGAUAAUUUCAAAGAUUGUUUCCCGUUCGAAAUUGUUUUAUGUUAUCGAUAAUUACUUAUCAUUCACUGGGGGCCAAUGAAGGUUUCAGAUUUCCAGGUUUCCAAAGACGACCAUUCGUUUUUUGCCAUCAAUAAUUAAAGACACUGGACACUAUUUGUAAUUGUCAAAGACGAGUCUUUACAGUUGGUGUAUCUCAACAUAUGC
Molecule: messenger RNA, 3112 nt
Organism: Asterias rubens (European starfish)
Lineage: Eukaryota; Metazoa; Echinodermata; Asteroidea; Forcipulatida; Asteriidae
Product: neurogenic differentiation factor 1-like
Exons: 2
Coding region: 127-1302 (391 amino acids)
Molecular function (GO): protein dimerization activity
Source: RefSeq, a predicted model, not a curated record